Messenger RNA from Nanorana parkeri, 3359 nucleotides. RefSeq names its product jade family PHD finger 1 (gene JADE1). Gene Ontology annotation, cellular component: histone acetyltransferase complex. The record is from RefSeq and is a predicted model, not a curated record. The transcript is spliced from 10 exons. The coding region runs from base 49 to 2529 and encodes 826 amino acids. Gene Ontology annotation, biological process: regulation of transcription by RNA polymerase II. NCBI's taxonomy places the organism in Eukaryota, Metazoa, Chordata, Amphibia, Anura, Dicroglossidae.
GAUUUUGUGUCUUCUUUGUAGGUUGCCUGUUGUAUCCCUGUAGAAGCCAUGAAGCGUUCACGACUACCCAGUAGUAGUGAAGAUUCGGAUGACAAUGCUAGCCUAUCUACAUCUUGGUCACAGAAUUCAAGGUCUCGUCAUGGCAGAAGCUCAACGCAUGAAGACCACAAACCUUCUGAGGUGUUCCGAACAGACCUGAUCACUGCUAUGAAGCUGCACGACUCCUACCAGCUAAAUCCAGAGGACUAUUAUGUACUGGUAGAUCCAUGGCGGCAGGAGUGGGAGCAAGGUGUGCAAGUGCCUGUGAACCCAGAGUUAAUCCUGGAGCCAGUUGCCAGGGUGAUCACCGAGAAAGAGAAAGUAGUCACAUACAGUAGACCUCGCAAAUACAUCCACUCGUCUGGAUCUGACCCUCCGGAACUGGGAUAUGUUGACAUCAGGACACUUGCAGAAGGAGUUUGCCGCUACGACUUAAAUGAGAUGGAUGUGGCUUGGCUUGAGAUGAUUAAUGAAGAGUUCAGGGAAAUGGGUAUGCCGCAGCUGGAUGAGUACAUGAUGGAGCGAGCAAUGGAGGAGUUUGAACAGAAGUGCUAUGACAACAUGAACCAUGCCAUAGAGACAGAGGAAGGCCUUGGCAUUGAGUAUGACGAGGAUGUUGUCUGCGAUGUCUGUCAGUCUCCAGAUGGUGAAGAUAGCAACGAAAUGGUCUUCUGUGACAAAUGUAAUAUCUGCGUACAUCAGGCAUGUUACGGCAUUCUCAAAGUACCUGAAGGAAGUUGGCUGUGUCGGACAUGUGCCCUAGGGGUCCAGCCAAAAUGUUUACUGUGCCCAAAGAAAGGAGGUGCCAUGAAGCCCACCCGUAGUGGUACUAAAUGGGUUCAUGUCAGUUGUGCUUUGUGGAUCCCUGAGGUGAGCAUUGGGAGUCCUGAAAAGAUGGAGCCAAUUACCAAGCUGUCUCACAUCCCUAGCAGCCGUUGGGCACUGAUAUGCAGUUUAUGCAAUGAGAAGGCUGGAGCAUGCAUACAGUGCUCUAUUAAAAACUGUCGCAUAGCUUUUCAUGUGACAUGCGCCUUUGAUCGGGGUCUGGAAAUGAAGACCAUCCUGACAGAGGAAGAUGAAGUAAAAUUCAAGUCUUAUUGUCCAAAGCACAGUACAGACAAGAAGACAGAGGAUGAACUGAAUGGGGCAGCUGAGGCCCCCCCUGUGUGUUCAGAGGAUUUACAAGCCCGUAGCGCCUCCCAGCAGGAGGCCAAGCACGGGAGCCAGCGGAAGCUGAAGCUCCAGCAACUUGAGGAUGACUUCUAUACAUUUGUCAAUGUACAGGAUGUAAGUCAGGCCUUGCAAAUCUCCUGUGAGAUGACAGAUUAUAUUUACCAGUACUGGAAACUGAAGAGGAAAUCCAACUUCAAUAAACCACUUAUAACUCCGAAGAAGGAUGAGGAAGAUAACCUGGCCAAACGGGAACAAGAUUUUCUGAUUCGCCGGCUCCAGCUCUUUACUCAUCUGAGGCAGGACCUUGAAAGGGUCCGCAAUCUUACUUACAUGGUGACCAGGAGGGAAAAGAUGAAGCGUUCUGUGUGCAAAGUCCAGGAACAGAUCUUUAAUCUCUACACAAAACUCAUGGAUCACGAUAAGAGCAGUGCUGGUGCCAUUUCUGAAAGCAUUCUGCUCUUCAACACACAGCCAUCUAACCCAGAUGCCCCAAAAAUUGAAGAUUUGAAGUGGCACUCUGCUUUCUUCAGGAAACAACUGAGUGCCUCACUGGGACGCACCAUUAAAAUGUCCCACAAAAAGAACAGGGAUAAAGACGGGUCAUCAAGCACCAUGAAACCAUUUCACUCACGCUCCAGCUGCUCUGAUAAAAGAAAGGAAAUGCCAUCUGCUGAUUCAACUUAUUCUGCAGAAAAGGCCAUUGCCAAAGUUGCACCUGUACAGCAGAAAAAUGAGGCAAAUAUGCCAGACCAUAGGAAGAGGAGGGAUAGCCGCUCCCAGUGUGACCUUGUAAGAGCAGAGCUCAAAGAAAAGCCUCACAAACAGCGCCAUAAAGUUAUCAGGCCCGGAGAGCUGCCUGAUAGGCAGGGCGAAUAUAAGAGGUCCACGAACCAAUGUAGUGGAAAGACAAGUUUAUUCUCAAAGAAGAGCCCAAAUGGGAAUAGUUUGCCGAAGUACAGUGGUUCAUUAAUCAAAAUCCACUGUAACCAGUCCUCUUCCAUUAAAGUGCCUACAAGCCCAGUGAAAAACUGGGGGGGAUUCCGGAUUCCAAAGAAAGGCGAGAAACAGCAACAAAAAUCAGAAACCUGUCAGCCGAACAGCAGCUGUCAAUACUUAGGCCUAGUCUCACCAAAUGAUAGGACGAAAGACAAACAUAAGCUAGUCAAUGACAAUGAUGGCUAUACUCCAGAUGCAGAGAUGAGUGACUCUGAAACAGAAUCAACAGACAAGUGUUCACUGCAGAGGCUGUCAUCAAGCAGUAGCAUGAAUCGCGGCUAUGAGACGGACAUUAUUAGAAGAGGCAUCCUAGCCUCUUGAUUGGAUGACUCUAUCAAGUCCUUGGAGCUAUAACCACAGGAGAGACUACUUACAAACAAGUGUUUUAACUUUUUGUGUAUGAAGAAUAUAUGAGACCUGCUAUGCAGCAAUGGAUAGACAGGUCAACAGCCAGCUCUUCCUUUACUUGCUCCAACCUGUUUACUUGCACUUGAAAAUCCAAGACAUUCUUCCUACCCAGUCUAUUCCUUUCCCUGAUUUGCUGAAAACACAUUGUUCAUGUAUCUGUUUAGGUUGGAUGCAGAGUCUGUCCAAUAUGCAGGUUUACAUGGCAAGGGUGGGCUGCACUGGAAGUGCUUUCAUUAUUUUUUCCACUGAAAGCACAAAGAAGACAUUUUGGAAUGAUACACAAAAUUUGGUUUUUGGGUACACCAACUUGCACUUCUGGCCCGUUACAUUUCCUUGCACUUGAUCCAUACUCCAGGCAUGGUCUUAAUUUUUGUUUGCCUGUUAAGCUCCUAUGUUAAUACAGUGGCUAAAUUUUGUUAGGUACUUGGAGCCAGUAAUGAAAUGUAUGUAAAAGAAGUUCUUGAUCACCGCCUUUUGGAAGUAUGGCACAGUAUGCACUUGAAGUUAUAUUCUACAUUUGGGGAACUGGAAUAAAAGGGAGCACCUCCUUCGUUCUAAUAAAGCUGUGUACACACAUCAUUUCAAACUCUUUAUAGUUCCCCCUUUUUCAGUUCCAAUGUGUCAGUGUCUCAAACUUUGUGUGUAGUAAGAGACACUUUGAGUCUUUUGGGCCAAGGAUAUACUACCACUAUGGGUUGUUUGGUCAAUGUUUGCCCUGUCAGACAGCUAAAAGACACACCAAA